Messenger RNA from Anguilla rostrata (American eel), 2745 nucleotides. RefSeq names its product interleukin-20 receptor subunit beta-like. Gene Ontology annotation, biological process: cytokine-mediated signaling pathway. The transcript has 7 exons. The record is from RefSeq and is a predicted model, not a curated record. NCBI's taxonomy places the organism in Eukaryota, Metazoa, Chordata, Actinopteri, Anguilliformes, Anguillidae. Gene Ontology annotation, cellular component: plasma membrane. Gene Ontology annotation, molecular function: cytokine receptor activity; protein binding. Bases 114 to 1142 code for a protein of 342 amino acids.
GCGCCUGACUCCUGCUUGUGGGAAUUGACGGAAAAGGAGGAGCAGCCAUUGGCAAGCUACGGAAAGAACGUUGAGAAUUUAGCAAACAGGAAGGACAAUGGUCCGCAGAAAAUAUGUAUUUUAAAGAAACUAUAAACAUUUUGAUUGUUCUUCAAGUAAUCUCUAAAGUGGGACUGUCGCAAUUGCCAUCGCCCCAAUAUGUCCGAGUUGCGUCGGAGAACCUGCGCAAUGUGCUCCUCUGGAGCUCCGUGCCAGAGAAUUCAGCUGUGGAGUAUGCAGUGCAGUAUUGCUUCGAUGCUUUGCUCGGCUGGAAGAAUGUUUCGUCAUGCACGCCGACCAAUGUCACGCACUGUGACAUCACCUCUGUCGCCGGACCCCCCGUACGGUUAACUCUGAGGGUCCGAGCAGAGAGUGCGAACCAGACCUCCGCUUGGAGCACGUCCAAACCAUUCUGCGCCACAGAAGAGACUCGCUUGGGGCCCCCGGGGGUCACACUGUUUCCCAUUUCCAGCGGCUUGCUGGUGCAGAUCACAGACCCGUCUCCCCAGCUCAGGGCCGAAUUUGAGGACGAACUCCAAUACGUGGUGGUCUUCUGGGAGCAAGCUGCCGGCCGGAAGGAGAGUCGCAAGGGGUUGAGCUCCAGUGUGCGACUGGAAUCCCUGAAGGCUGGAGGAAACUACUGUGUGCAAGUGCAGUAUGCCUUAAUUCGAAGAAAGGGCAAUCUGAGUGUGCCCGUUUGUAUGGCUGUUCCAGAGUCCGAGGACAGUUAUAGUAGGACCAUGUGGAUCGUGGUGGUGGUGAUGGUCCUUCUGGCAGUGCUGAUAUGUGCGUGCCUGAUUGGCAUCUACAAAAACUACAACAUUCUGAAGAAGGCCCUGCAGCCUACCAUAGGGCUGCCUGACCACAUUCUCAGGUUCUUCGAGGGAGAGGAAUUUGGUCAGCAGCUCCAGACGAACGCCAGCAGUCCUGAUUCGGAGGAAUCGAUGGUCUGUGUCAUUGAAGAUGACAUGGGUGAAGAGGAGUCCUCUCAUCCUAUUUAUGACUCAUCGUCUUUGAAGAGCGCGGCCGUGAACCACUUCCCAGCCUGCACUUCCCGUGACCUUGCAAACAGCCCAUCAGCCCCUCGUGACCAGCGCUUCUGAGGUGGACGCGGCUGACUGGGCGCCGGCUGUAGGAUUGCAUGCGCCCUCAGAGGUCAGACUGGGGCCGUGAUCACAUGACCCAGCGUAACACGCUUUAGCCACGUCACGCAUUUAAAAUGAAAUGUGGGCAACCGCUUCAGAUGGCGCCUAAAACCAUGAACGGGCAGUGGCAGGAGCCAUCUCUGGAGAAAGAGGCCAAAUUAACCUGAAAACAGAGCGCAUGCCCACGCCCUCGUGCCACUCUAGAGACAUGUACCUGUGCCACAACCCCACAGCCUGGCUAGCUUGUGUAUUUCAAAAUCCCAUUUGUGUGGGUGCAGGUUAAGGGGAAAAUGUGCAGGACUGAUUUCCUACCGAUUUAGGGUGCUUCCUGCAAGCUGAAAGGUGAAAAGAUUGGCCCACCGGGGCCUGGCGGAUGAGUAGCCUGCAGCGAGCAGAGCAGGGACACUCGCUGCUCAUCUCCAUUGUGGCCUGCUACCAGCUGUUCUCUGUGGACUCUCUCUGACUCCUGGUUUUUUUAACACUAUGGUUAGAUGGUCUGUUCUUCUUUUGCUGUUUUUUUUCCAUGAUCCUGAGCAUUUCUACCCAGUUUAAGCACUUUUUUGCAGAUGUGUUGAAAUGUCAGAGUUUCUAAUGGUUCCGUUGUAUUUUGUAGACCUUAUGAAAGUACUCUAACUGUAUUCUUUCUGCCUCGAGCCAGGCUUGAGUAUCCUUUUGAGACCUGGGUUUAGGGGCACCCCUACAUUUCUUCUGUGACUCUGAACUACAGCAUUAGAAACACUAAUGGACGGAGUGUAGCACAGUGGGUAAGGAACUGGGCUUGUAACCGAAAGGUCGCAGGUUCGAUUCCCGGGUAGGACACUGCCGUUGUACCCUUGAGCAAGGUACUUAACCGAAAUUGCUUCAGUAUAUAUCCAGCUGUAUAAAUGGAUACAAUGUAAAAAUGAUAUGUAAAAGUUGUGUAAGUCGCUCUGGAUAAGAGCGUCUGCUAAAUGCCUGUAAUGUAAUACACUAGAUUUAUUGUAAGGUGUGAAGUAUGUGGAUGAGUAUGUCUAUUAGUGAUUUUUAUGAUGUUAUGAUGAAAGACCUUGUGAUUAUGCUGAAAACCGAUUUCCCCACGGGGACAAGUAAAAGUAUCAAUCUAUCUAUCUAGCAUUGGUGAGGCACUACCCAUCAUAUAAUUCCCCAGGGUAUGGAGGAGAGUUUGAGCAGCUCUAAAAAUUAAGCUUUUAAUAUAACAGAGACCGCUAUGGAAUGUGGGAAAAACAACAAUAAUACUUGUAAUAAAAAUACAUUGCUAUAAUGUAGCAGGUUCUCUUGCCUAGAAAGACUUACUGUCAGUAAAGGAGGAAUUAUAAUUGUACAUUAUAAUUUUCAAAUAUGACUACUUUAAAACAAUUCCAGGGGAUAAGAGGCUAUGCACCAUACAUAUUCAUAAGGCUGUUGUCAAUGUGUUCUGUCAAGUUUUUUGUGUUUGUUUUUAAAGAAACAUUUGUUUUGUCCUGUUCAAUUGUGUCUUACAGCACCGUGUGUGAACAGAUGCAUUUCAGCUUUUUUCAGACUCUUCUGGAAAUUGUGAAAUAAAGACUACACUUCAUGGAAA